Messenger RNA from Oxyura jamaicensis (ruddy duck), 1115 nucleotides. RefSeq names its product IMP U3 small nucleolar ribonucleoprotein 3 (gene IMP3). Bases 7 to 561 code for a protein of 184 amino acids. The record is from RefSeq and is a predicted model, not a curated record. NCBI's taxonomy places the organism in Eukaryota, Metazoa, Chordata, Aves, Anseriformes, Anatidae. Gene Ontology annotation, biological process: rRNA processing. Gene Ontology annotation, cellular component: small-subunit processome; Mpp10 complex; small ribosomal subunit. Gene Ontology annotation, molecular function: structural constituent of ribosome; snoRNA binding; rRNA binding. The transcript has a single exon.
GCGGCCAUGGUGCGGCAGCUGCGCUACCCGGAGCGGAAGCUGCUGCGGCGGCUGUCGCUGGUGAGCUGGGAGGCGGCGGGCGGCCUGGCCGAGGUGCGGGCGCUGCGGCGCUACCGCCUGGGCCGCCGGGAGGACUGGGCCCGCUACAAGGCGCUGGCCCGAGCCGUGCGGGGCCUGGCCCGCCGCCUCCGCGACCUGGGGCCGGCCAGCGCCGCCUUCCGAGCCCGCUGCGCCGCCGCGCUGCUGGGCAAGCUGUACGGCCUGGGGGUGCUGGGCUCCCAGCGCUCGCUGGCCCUCUGCGAGAAGGUGUCGGCCGCCUCGUUCUGCCGCCGCCGCCUGCCCUGCGUGCUGCUGAAGCUGCGCAUGGCGCAGGACCUGCGGCACGCCGUCACCUUCGUGGAGCAGGGCCACGUGCGCGUGGGGCCCGACGUGGUGACCGACCCCGCGCUGCUGGUGCCGCGCGCCGUCGAGGACUUCGUCACCUGGGCCGACAGCUCGCGCCUGCGCCAGAAGGUCCUCGACUACAACGAGGAGCGGGACGACUUCGACCUGGCCGCGUAGGGACGCGUGGGUGGCACCUCGUCCGUCCUGCCGGCGUCAGGGGUAACUCCGACUGACAAAGUGCCAAAAUCUAUGGCACCGGGGGCAGACGUCGACCACCAAAGGACCAAAAUCACCCAAAACAUUCCCAGGAGGAGACGCACUCACUGUCGGCACAGCUCUUGCUUUUACCAUCGACAUCCCCUCUCUGUUAACAUCAUGCCACGUGGACAGACGUCACCGCAAGCUGAGCAGACAGCAUUCCAAAAACACCUGGCCCCACGCACCUCAAAUGGCAGAUUUCUCCAAGCUUGGCACUGCCAUUUCAAGGCCUCGGAUGCCAAGCAGCAGCUGCCGGAGGACGCUUUCAUUAAGCCUUCAAUUUGGGGACAGAGUGCUGAUGCCACCCCGCCUGGUGACCCGGACACCACUUUCCAAAAGCAGCCUCGUCCCGGGAGGUUUUGCUUUCACCCGGAGCAACUCGGGGGUUUACGGUCAGCAAAGAGGCCAAAGAGUGAAUUUCUGGAACUGUAAAAGUUGUAGAUCCAAAUGGAAUAAAUACAAAAGAAAAAGCU